AGGAGACACCGUGGCUCGACAGGGCAGCACAUCACCGUUGAUACUUUAGGGCGAGUACUGGUUGGAAAAUUCACAUUCAAUCUGCCAGCAGCGCUUUUCCACGUGACUGACCAUGAGAACGAUAAUCAUCUUUGCUACGAUCUGCACCCUGGCCAUCGCAGAGCCCGGAUACGUGGCUCCAGUGAUACCUUACAGCUACCUUAGAGUGCCAUUAGCCUACGACGGCCACGUUUUGGACACGCCGGAAGUAGCACAGGCGAAAGCAGCACACCUCGCGACUCAGGCGUACGAGGCGGCCAGGAACACACUCAGCUAUGCUCACGUGCCGACUCUGUUACGUGUUUAUGCACCUGCACCUGGUGCGCCCAUAGGCGCCGAUGGUCGUGUCGUCGAUACACCUGAGGUCGCGCAGGCGAAAGCUGCUCACUUGACUGCUCACGCGUUGGAGACUGCAAAGAAUCUAGGACUCUACCCAUACGGUGCCCUGGCUUACGCCUCAACACCUUAUGCUUAUGGAUUUGGAUAUGGUGCUCCCCUUGGUCCUGAUGGUAGAGUAGUGGACACUCCGGAAGUUGUUCGAGCGAAGGUGGCUCAUUUUGCAGCACACGCUGAUGCGGCCGCAAAAACUGUUGAAAAUCUCUGAUUGCCACUGGGAGGAAUAUUUGGAAAGGAUAACGACGCAACUCUAAAAUAAUUUCUUGUCAAUUUAUUCAAUAUUUGGACUAUUUAAAUAUGAAAUGGACGGAUAACUGUGUAAAAUGAUCGGCUGCCUUUGUUCUGGAUAUUUUUAUUAAGUACCGUAAAAAUUAUAACUGAAUGUUAUAUGUGUGAAAUAAAGCAGCAAAAGUAUCGUGCUAUUUUUGUAUGACCUAAUACGACAGAUUCGCAUAAUAAAUAAUCUGUUCACAAAUUA
Messenger RNA from Bombus pascuorum, 913 nucleotides. RefSeq names its product cuticle protein 18.7-like. The record is from RefSeq and is a predicted model, not a curated record. Bases 113 to 643 code for a protein of 176 amino acids. Lineage: Eukaryota; Metazoa; Arthropoda; Insecta; Hymenoptera; Apidae. The transcript has 3 exons.